Molecule: messenger RNA, 1676 nt
Organism: Vitis riparia (riverbank grape)
Lineage: Eukaryota; Viridiplantae; Streptophyta; Magnoliopsida; Vitales; Vitaceae
Product: probable inorganic phosphate transporter 1-3
Exons: 1
Coding region: 69-1676 (535 amino acids)
Biological process (GO): transmembrane transport; phosphate ion transport
Cellular component (GO): membrane
Molecular function (GO): phosphate transmembrane transporter activity
Source: RefSeq, a predicted model, not a curated record
UAUUAUAUAUUGAGGCCUUUUCAUCAUUGAUCCAUGUUCUUCAGCUCUGGUAACCUGCUGCUCUGGCCAUGGCGGAUGGAAGUCAAGCCAUCUUCUCUGCUCUUGAUAAUGCCAAGACUCAACUCUACCAUUUCAAGGCCAUUGUCAUAGCAGGGAUGGGGUUCUUCACUGAUGCUUAUGAUCUCUUUUGCAUCACUGCUGUCACAAAGCUAAUAGGCCGCCUGUAUUACUAUGAUCCCAUCAAGAAUGAGCCAGGGAAAUUGCCUACUAAUGUGGGUAAUGCCAUUACUGGUGUGGCCUUAUGUGGAACACUGGCUGGGCAACUCUUCUUUGGCUGGCUAGGUGACAAGCUUGGGAGGAAGCAUGUCUAUGGGAUCACUCUUGUCACCAUGGUGGGAUGUGCUGUGGCAUCAGGCCUUUCCUUUGGCUCCACAGCUCAUAGCGUCAUCGCUUCACUCUGCUUCUUCCGGUUCUGGCUGGGGUUUGGCAUUGGAGGGGAUUACCCCCUCUCUGCCGUCAUCAUGUCUGAGUAUGCUAAUCAAAAAACCCGAGGCGCUUUCAUUGCUGCAGUGUUUGCAAUGCAGGGGAUAGGCAUUUUGGUUGCAGGGGCUGUGUCCAUGAUUGUUUCCAAGGCCUUCUUGGUUGCUUACAAAGCUGAAGUGUUUUCCCAGAACCAUGUCUUGUCUACUCAGCCACAAGGGGACUUUGUUUGGCGGAUUGUCCUCAUGUUUGGUGCUGUCCCUGCUAUGCUGACCUACUACUGGCGGAUGAAAAUGCCGGAAACCGCCAGGUUCACAGCCUUGGUUAAGGGAAACCAUGAGAAGGCAGCUGUAGAUAUGGCAAAAGUACUUGAACAGGACAUAGUUGUAGAAGAAUCAAAACCGAAAAUUCCAGUAACUCCCAGCCCUUCAUACGGGUUGUUGUCCAGGGAGUUUGUUAAGAGGCAUGGUCUUCAGCUUCUAGGGACUACCAGCACCUGGUUCUUGUUGGAUAUCGCCUUCUACAGCCUUCAACUCACACAGAAAGACAUCUACCCUGCAAUAGGACUAGUACCAAAGGCCUCGACAAUGAAUGCAAUAGAGGAGGUGUACAAAAUCUCCAAGGCAAUGUUCCUGGUUGCCCUCUUUGCAACUGUACCUGGGUACUGGUUCACUGUCUUCCUCAUAGAUAGGAUUGGAAGAUUCAUAAUCCAGCUAGGCGGGUUCCUCCUGAUGUCCAUUUUCAUGGCGGUGAUUGGAUUUCUCUAUGAUGAUCUCAGAGGAGAUAAGGAAAAGUGCCCCAAGGAGUCAACCAAUGAAUUCUGUGAGGGUAAACCAUACUUGUUUGCAGUUUUAUAUGGGCUCACCUUGUUCUUUGCCAACUUUGGACCAAACAGCACAACCUUCAUUGUGCCAGCAGAGCUUUUCCCGGCCAGGUUCAGGUCGACGUGCCAUGGUAUCUCAGCAGCAGCAGGGAAAGCAGGGGCCAUUAUAGGGGCAUUUCUGGUGCAGAGUUAUACACAGAAUGUGGGUGGUAUCAAGAGGGCAAUUGUGGCUUUGUCUAUAGUGAAUUUGAUUGGGUUCUUCUUGUCUUUCUUGAUUCCAGAAACAAAAGGCAAGUCACUAGAACAACUCUCUGGGGAGGACCAGAAUGGAGGUGAUGGUGAAGGAGUCGUCAAAACAGAUGAAAAAGUUUAG